Molecule: messenger RNA, 9564 nt
Organism: Ahaetulla prasina
Lineage: Eukaryota; Metazoa; Chordata; Lepidosauria; Squamata; Colubridae
Gene: UBAC2
Product: UBA domain containing 2
Exons: 9
Coding region: 559-1587 (342 amino acids)
Molecular function (GO): serine-type endopeptidase activity; protein binding
Source: RefSeq, a predicted model, not a curated record
UACAUGCAGGGUCACAACAAGGGACGACUCCUCGAAUCUAGGGAUCGCCCAGGGAACCCCAAGCAGGGAGGCUAGACGGGGAAGUCAAACGAACCAGAAGGGAAACCACGGCCGGCCCUUCCGCAGCGAUGCCAUUGCCAAGGAAACGACCAUGUGCGCGCCUGCGAGACUCCACGGGAUGCUCCCCUGUGCAUUUCCAAGCAGGCCGGGACUCCUACCGGGCUCAGCUAGGCUGACUUCAACCCGAGCCCCCCGCCCCACCCCACCGAGGCAGAGGCCUAUUUAGACGGAGGCGUGCAGAAGAACCGAGAGAAACCCCGGCCUCGCGCGUCCGGGAAAAAGGACGAAGCAGCGGCUCCGGCAGGGGGCGCUGUGCGGGGUCUCCCUGCCCUGCCGGCUUUGACCCAUCCCGGCCGCCUUAGCAGGAGCUCCAGGCCCGGCAGUCUCCGAGGCUGCUCGGCCUCCGGAGGGGGGAAAAAUCAGCGGAGCGGCGGCUGUCUCGAGGUCAGGCGCGUCGCCAGGGCAACCGCUUGUCCCCCACCCUCCCCGCCAGGGACCAUGUUCACCAGCACGGGCUCCAGCGGGCUGUAUAAAGCGCCUCUGUCAAAGGGUCUAUUAAUAAUACCAAGCAUCUUCUCGCUACUACUGGCUCUACUCUUUCAGCAUUAUCAGAAGUUUUUUACCUACAAUCUGCAAGCAGUAAAAGAGGAAUUUCAGAUUUGGAGGUUGCUCUGUGGACGAACAGUGUGUCUUGAUCUUAAAGACACUUUUUGCAGUAGUUUACUUAUCUACAACUUCAGAAUAUUUGAAAGGCGAUAUGGCAGUAGAAAAUUUUCAUCAUUUUUACUGGGUUCCUGGAUGCUAUCAGUGAUGUUUGAUUUUGUCCUGGUAGAAGCUAUUGAAUAUUCUUUUGGCCUCAACAUCAGCAGCUUGCCUUCAGGAUUCUUGGGGCCUGUAUUUGCUCUUUUUGUUCCAUUUUAUACCUCCAUUCCAAGAGUGCAAGUGACACAAAUUCUAGGACAAUUUUCCAUCACAAACAAGACGCUGGUUUAUAUAUUGGGUUUGCAGCUUUUAACCUCUGGGUCUUACAUCUGGAUUGUAGCAUUAAGUGGGCUGAUUUCUGGAAUGUGCUACAGUAGUAGUCUUCUAAAAGUGUACCGCAUACUUUGUGUUCCCUCUGGCAUAGCAAAGAUAUUUGCUCGGACUCUUGAACCAAUUUUCUCAUCAGCGGAGCCCUCUAAUGAAUUUGGAGUUGGAAUGGGAGCAACUAUUGAUAUACAGAGGCAACAGCGGAUGGAGCUACUUGAUCGACAGAUCUUGGUCUCUCAGGUUGCUCAGAUGAGGCGACAAAGACAAGGUGGAAUAGUCAAUUGGAAUCGUUUCUUUCCUCCUUUACGUCACCGACCUAAUGCAAAUUAUUUGGAUAAUCACCCAACUGUGCAGGAGGGACGGCCUCCAGCUGAAGUUUCUGAAGAACAGGUUGCACGGCUCAUGGAAAUGGGAUUUUCUCGAGUAGAUGCUUUGGAAGCUUUGAGAGCUUCUAAUAAUGACCUUAAUGUAGCCACCAACUUUCUGCUGCAGCACUGAUGAAUUGAAUACCUGCAGGGAAGAACUUAAAUUGACACGUGUCAUGUGCUUUCCAGAGGGCUGUAAACAACUGCAGGGUAGACACUUGAAUGUUUAAAUCAAGAAAAAGAAGCUGCCUCUUCACAUGCAAUAUAUUACUGCAGAAAAGAUGGCUGGCACUGGAAAUAUCUUUCCCUUGAAUGGAGUAUACUAGCCAGGUUGCACUGGAAAAGUGUUUGCAAUCAUAAACAUAUGUUAUAUAGCAAUAUUUAUUUUGCAAAAUCGGGUUUAUGUCUUGCCCCCCACCCCCAAAAUCAGCAUUACAUGUUUGAUCAUUUCUGAUAACAAAGAAAAAUGUUUUUUUCUUAAAACAAUUCCGUUUACACACACACCCAAAAAAAUAUUUUGUUUACAUAUAGCCAACAAAGCAACCUUUCUUUUUCUUAUUAUUAUUUUUAAAUACUACAUUUCAUUCAUCUGCUUAUCAAAGCUUCAAGAAAUGUGCAAAAUUCCUUGGCCAUGUAAUUUCAAUAAAGGGAGAAAGGACUGAAAUCUUGUAUUCAGAAGAUUGUAUUCAUAUUUUUUUUUAAGGGUUGGGAGAGCACGCAAAACAUGGCUUCUGGAAUUUUUUUUCAACCCCUUUACAAGCCGUGUUUAUGUAUGGCCUGUGGAGCAUGAGGCAGGCUGCAUCUGCUUUGCCUUAGCUCGUGGGACCGGGGAAGGGGGUUAAAUAAAAGAGUGUAGCAGGGAGAAGAUAGCAACUUUCUAGGCUUCCUUUCUUAUGAGGAUGCAUUGGGACAAUCUACCUAGCCAUCUCCAACCAAUGUUUGAACUUGGUCUAACUUUGGUCAUCUUCUCUGCCUUGAACAAGCAGUCUUCUAAGGUCCCUUCCAGCACUAUGAUUCCCUAUGGCAAAAUUGGUCAUGCUCCAUUCACUUUUGGACUGGACCAUUCACUGGCAAGUCAAUAGGCACAUGGGUAGACUCCUAAGCUCCUUUAUAUAAAUGUAGUCCUUGACUUACAGCAGUUCAUUUAGUGACCGUCCAAAGUUACAACAGCACUGAAAAAAGUGACUUAAGAUUGUUUUUCACACUUACGACUUUUGCAGCAUCCCAUGAUCACAAUUCUGAUGCCUGGCAACUGGUUCAUGUCCCAGGGUCAUAUGAUCACUCUUUGCAACCUUCUGACAAGCAAAUUCAAUGGGGAAGCCAGAUUCAGUCAACAACAAAGGGGAAAUUAUCUAUCUAAAACACAUUUCAGAAGACCAACUGGAUGGGAAUGAGGUCAUGGACAGUUGUAACUUGGUCCUCCUGCAUGGCAAGGUUGCAACUGGCGCAUUAGCUAGCAGGGAGCCUUCCCGCCAGGACUGCCGCCUAUUCAGUCAGGACCCAUGAAUCCAGAAGGACCCAUAAAUCAUGAACCUGUCUUUCAUGGGUAAUGGUUGCUUAUCCAGAGGUAACACUGAUGUCUAGAGAAAACCUCCUAUCCAAAUCAGUCAAUGAGGGUGUUGAGAGCAUCUCCCCGACAGCCUGGGCUGGCGAUAUAGUUGGGUAAUGUUAGUGUAGUGAUGAUACUGCUGUACCCAAAGACUUUGGAUGACUUCUCCCGGUAGUUUCAUACAAACCUUAGAGAAUAGGAGAGAGGACCAACCCCCUGUAGAAUCUGACAUUGCAGAAACCACUACAAUUCCUCCCAUUCCCCCACCAUAGACUAUAACCACCCAGUGAGGAAGGAGCAGUUUAUAUUGUAAAACAGUAUUGGAAACUCUUGUAUUCCAUUUAUUUUCUUUUCAGGGUAGGUUUUUGAUCAGUUUCCCUGAAUAGAAAUAUCUAUUUCUUGUAAAUAAACUCAGAUGUACGUGUCACAGUUAAAACCAGAAUAUUUAAAAAAGUCUUUCUAUAGAAUGAGAAUUGUAAAAACAACUAACCCAAAGAACCCCUUCAUACCGUCUUUCAGAUAAUAGUUUUUCUUUUGUGCUUUUUCAGAUGCUUUGCUUGAUAGAAUCUUUCCAUUGUUCAGAUUUUGUCUUGAUAACCUUUCAGAUUCUUUCAGAUUCUACUACAUUGAAUCAGCCUACUACAUAGUCUCUCCUAAAGAUAAGACAUGUAAUUUCAGAAUCAUACUUUAAGCAUGCUUUCUCACAGUAAAGUUUAUACCAAAAGUAACAUUGCUGAGAAAAUGAGAUCAAAAGAGUGAAUUUUACAAAAUCCCCAUCAAGAAGGUUACAGGAAAACAUCUUUUUUUUUAUGAAGGCUCAACUGUGUAUAACUCCAAAUAAUCUUUGAAUAAUCAGCUAUGAAUAAUCUUUAAGACACCGUCGAGCCUACCAGCAACCUUCUUUGAGGACAUGGCUUUAAAUACUUCUGAUCUUCGGCUGACUUCCAUAGCAGGAACUUUCACCCUAGGUGAGAAAAAAGGCUCAUAAAGCUGUUGGCAUUUUUUUUGUCCGUUCUUAUCUUUGUUCAUUCUUUCUAUUUUUAUAAACUUUAGGCAUUGCCAGAUUUUGUUUGGAUUUUUAAUUGGUGCCUCUACUAUUUAUCCUUUGGGACUAUCCUCUUCUCCCAUCUACCCCAUUUCUUAGUUAGUUCUGUUUAAGAAUAGUCAUAGUUUGUAUUUUGAGACAAAAUUAUUAGGCAGAUUGUUUCAUCAGAUUUUUGGCGGUUGCUGUUACUGAUAUUUAGAUUUAUUAAUUUAUUAUUUAAAUGCAUUUAGAUUUUUUUCCUAAUUUCUGCAUACUUUUUUUUUUCUUUCCUUGACUGUAUUACACCCAAUUAAGGUCUCCUUGAUUCUGUUAGAUGUGCUGAUUGGCACUAAAAAAAAAGUCAGCGAAGUAUCUAGAAACAUAUAGAUCAUUCCAAACUUUUUAAAAAAAGUUUAUUGUAGUUAGAAUAUUAUUUUUCAUAAUUUUUUUUCAUUGCAAGAAGCAUAGGACUGAAGAACAAAUAGAAAAUAGUAAAAAGAAAAAUGGAAAAUUGAUCAUUUAUAAAAUGGUUACUCACUGAAAUAUAAUUUCAGUAAUAGUAAUUUUUACUUAUUUUAGACAUUUGCAAAAAUAAUAUCGACAAGCUUCUUUCAUAUCUACUUAAUAUAUACUGUAUAUAUAAUAAUAUAUCCUAAGCAAUAUCCCAGCUGAACAGAGAUGAAAUUAAGCUUGCUUGAUUGUCUUAGACAAAUUUAACAGGGUUCAAUCCUGACACUGUUAGUGAAUUAGAUCACUGUCCUCCUGCCAAUUAUGGUUCUCCACACUCAGUGGAAACCACAGCUUUAGCAUUGCGUUAUUUGUAUUAUGCAUUUGCUGCAAACACUACUGUAAAUUACAUCCGCAUGCAUUUGCCAUCAUAUCUUUGCCUUUUUGUCAUGCUUUUGAUUUAGUGAAACACUAAAGAAGUUCUCACUUCAGCAGAGCUUGUAUUCAGUUUAUAUAAACACUUGUGUAAGUAUAAAAGCAAUUUGUAGAGUUUUCAGGGACUUCCAAGAUAAGAAAGUCAUUCACAGAGGAAGACAUGAACCAAACACAAUUAAGAAAAACUAAGUUGGGUGAAAUGAAAAAAAAAAUUCUAUUCCCCCCACCUUUUAAUUUGUACAUUUCAAGGUAGAGUACAUAAUGUUUUCCCCCACAACAACCACCCUAUGAGAUGGGGCUGGCAAAGUCUGAAGCUAACUUUCAUGCCUGAAGGAAGACAAGAGGUCCUGGUAUCCAGAUUUAAGUGCUGCACCCAAUUGGCUCUCAUAUAUGAGAGUUAUAUGAGAUGAACAGCCCCAUACUCUUUCCAAAGUUUUUCCCUUCCAAAGUACUUUUAGUUCAAGAUUCCUUCAAGGCAAUUUCAAUUUUGAGGUAACAUUUUGGCUAUACAAAAUGCGUUCCAUCACAGAUUGAAAUGGAAUGAAUAAUAAUACAGGUAGUCCUCAAAGUACGACAGCAAUUGAACCCAAAAUAUAUAUUGCUAAGUGAGAAGUUUGUUAAGUGACUCUUUCCCCAUUUUACGAAAUUUUUUUGCCACAUUUUACAAAAUAUCUUGCAACAUUUGAUAAGUGAAUCACUGCAGUUGUUAAAUUAGUAAUACGGUUGUUAAAUGAAUCUGGUUUCCCCAUUGACUUUGCUUGUCGGAAGGCCACAAAAGGGGAUCACAUGACCCCAGGACACUGCAACCAUGAUAAAUAUGAGUCAGUUGUCAAGCAUCCGAAUGUAAAUCACAUGACCAUGGGGGAUGCGGCAACGGUCAUAAAUGUGAAAAAUUGUCAUAAGUUUUUUUCAGAGCCAUUGUAAUGGUCACUAAAUGAACAGUUGUAAGUUGAGGACUACCUAUUUUGGCUUGUAUGACGGAAAUAUUUUAAAUAUAGAGAAACAACUCAAUAAAGACAUCAUGUUAAUCUUGAAAGGAAUUAAAAACCUCAGGCUGUGCUGGAGGUUUUUCUUUUCAAAGUUAAAGAUGCCUGUAUUCAGGUACCACAGGUGAUGUUGUAUGCUUCGUAAACAAAGAAGAUUAUCUUGACAAAAAAAGAGUAGGCUUAAUUAUAUCUUUUUUCUGUUGCUUAGCUGUGUCAGGAAUGUUUCUUCUACGUGAAAUCGAAAAACAGAUUAUGAUACUGGAAAAUCCUACUGAUUAAUUGUUCUCUGUAGCAGAAAGUGCUUCGGUGUGUGCACAAAAAGCUAACCUGCACCCUCUGCAGGCCAUCCUUGUCCAGUUCGUAUUAAAUUGGUAGUUAUUUAUGUAGCACUUGGCUUUGUGCUCAUACAACAGAACUAUAUACCCUGGAACCUAUUAGGAGGAAGAUGAACUCCAAAACCCUUCCAGCUGGAUUCUCUUUGCCUGCUCCUACGCUUUCGUCUGCAUAGCCCCAUUUAGGAGUGCUGCUCCUUUGUCAAUCAAAGCAGGAACAACUGGUAGGAAUUCAACAUUGUGUAUGCCCACCAGGGCAAGCAUUUUCAGAGUUGUUGAAUUCAGGCCUCCUCAGAAUAUGCUUGUAUGUAUCUGAACAGAAUGGAAUUCUACAUUUGGAGAUUGGCAAGGUUUCCUUUGAUUGUCAGGAUCCAGUGGAAUUGUCAGUGAAAGAAAGGAUUCAUGCUACAUGGGGAAAUUCCCAAUAAUAUGUGAGUCAUGAGCAAGAAGAAAUAACAGGUUAUAUACGGGGAUCUCCUGGAAAGCCAGUCCUAUUUUGAGUCAAAGCUAGUAGCUUGAAUUUGGCUAUGAAGUUAUGUGAGAUCUCUAGGUUUGGCUACUGUCCUGUGGAAAAGGAAAGGGCAUAAACUCCAUCUAGACACUCAUGUUUAUCUCAACUAUAAUUGUUCUGAUAUACUGUUAUUUUGUUAGCGUUAUAUACCAUCCAUCUCUUAGGACAGCAGUCCCCAACCUUUGCAGCUUAGUGGCCCAGCUGGGGGUGGGUGGGAGAAGAGAACUGGGUUCUGACUUUGGCAGGCUGGUGUAUGCAACUCAACUUGCAUGAGCGUUGGGUCGGUGUAUACAUGCAUGUGCCUGCAGUUCGACUUGCACAAAUUGAGCUGCAAGCCGGCUCGCCACUCACACGUCAAGCUGUGCAUGCGCCAGCGCACCACUCACAGGGCCUGGUUCAAACAGGCCACAGCCCAGUAGCGGGACGUGGCCCAGAGGUUGGGGACCCUUGUUUUAUGAGACUGAGAAUCCCCACUGUUGCUAUUAACUGAAAGCAACACAAAGUUACAUUAUAUAAACUAUCCCCAGUAUUUUUAUGUUAGGGCCAUAAAACUCACCACACAUGCAGAGCGGGGGAAGGGGGCACCCUAAUACAAAUUUUGGAUGUAUAAACUUCCAAGUCUCUUAAUGCUAUUGUGUUGAUUUUGUAUUUUGUAUUUAAUCUGAUUCAUUUGUUUAGGAUUUUUUUUGCUCUAUUGUUGUUAAAGGAUGUGGUCUGUACAUAAACAUUUUAAAUAUAAAUUCUGAAUAGAGACUGUCAUGCUUUUUAUACUUGCAUCUGAUUUCAAGCCUGAUGUCAGUUGAGUUUGUAUUACUCAAUUCCUAUCCUGAUAUCAGGGACAUGAUGGCUCAGGGGCUAGGACAUUGAGCUUGUCGAUCGAAAAGUCGGCAGCUCGGCGGUUCAAAUCCCUAGUGCUGCCGUGUAACGGGGUGAGCUCCCGUUACUUGUCCCAGCUUCUGCCAACCUAGCAGUUUCGAAAGCACGUAAAAAUGCAAGUAGAAAAAAUAGGGACCACCUUUGGUGGGAAGGUAACAGCGUUCCGUGCGCCUUUGGUGUUGAGUCAUGCCGGCUACAUGACCACGGAGACAUCUUCGGACAGCGCUGGCUCUUUGGCUUUGAAACGGAGAUGAGCACCGCCCCCUAGAGUCGGCAACGACUAGCACGUAUGUGUGAGGGGAACCUUUAUCUUUACCUUUUUAUCCUGAAAUCAGAAAUUGCCAUUUAAAUUGUCUACAUCCCCUGAGCUGUUACCAUUUCAGAAACAUUGUACAAAGUCAAUAUGGGCUCUUGUCUCAUAUUGCCAAUUUCACCAUGGGACAGAUCAGAACAGGAGCUCAACCAAGUAGAAACUGGGCCAAAUUUAACCUUAUAGAGAUUAGCAGAUGGAAUAUAUAAUGUGAGAUCACAGUGAAACGGCAGAAGGCAGAAAGCAACUUCUGAUUUAGAUGUGAAAACUAGGCACAAAAUGAAUAUUCAAUAUAAAGGGUUUACAGUAAAAUUAAGAUUUUCUUUGCUUUCCUGCCUUAAUGGUUUAUAUAAAUGUUAAUGUGCAGAAGAUAAAGAUGAAAUUCUUGGAAGAACUACUGUAUAUUUAUUCUAUUUUCAUUAAUUGAGCAAGUUCCCCACACUUUGUCCAGAGAAUAGUUUCAAUAAUGCCUUGGACAAUUUCUCAGAAUAUAAAUUACAGAAAUCAAGGGAAAGACCAUCUGUUAUGGUAACUUUCUGUAAUGGUCUAAGUUGCCUGUAAUGAUGUGGCUAAGAACUGAAUCAGGGCAGCCAGCCAGUAGCUGGAGAAGGGAAGGGAUUUGCAUCUGUUCUAAAUAAGCUGAGAAGCAUGAUUGUUAUCCAUGGUAACAUUUUACCAAUGUUCAAUGUUUUUGGAAAACAAUACCUGUAUUGUUACACUGAAUGCUUUAAUAAUUCUUGUAUAGCAUUUUUAAUGGGUGACAUGUUGUUGCAUCCACACCACAGGUAACAUGCAGGUAGUACUCACAUGAUGACUAGUUGCUUAAUAGCCAUUCAAAGUUAUGACAGAGCCCCCCAAAGCUACUUAUGACCCAAUUUCAGAUGGGUUUCUGAUGGAACACCUUCCCCACAGUGACAUGAUUACAUUUUGGGUGUUUGGCAAGAGGAUCACCUAAACAGCCAUUUGUAACAUCCCAGAGUCACCUGGCUGCAAUGUUCAAUUUAUUUAUUUAUUUAUUUAUUUUGCUGGUUUUCAGCACUUACUUCCAGUUUCUGGCAAAAAAAAAAAAAUCCUAUUGGAAACUCCUCCCCAAGUGGAGUGGUGAAUGGUAAGAGGCUUUUUCUCUCUUGCUAACAAUCUGCUGAUUUUGCUGCCAAAGCUGGUUUUCUGGCAGUGCUGCUUCCUGGAUUUGAAUGGGAGUAUUUAGGAAUGACCCAUGAUGACUUUUGGACAGCCGUGGAUCACUGGGAAGGAAAGUCUUAAAGAUAUCAGUUCUCUUGGGCAUCCAUCUUUCUUUUGACAUUUCGGAUUUUUAAAGCAUGCCUGGGCUUUAACUUCACUUUUUGAACUUUUACUUUAUCUUUUUAUCUUUAGACUGGCUGACUGAAUGCUGAUUUAUUUCAACCUCCUGCUGGACUCUAGCUAUUCUUUGUUUUUUUUUCCUUUUCAUUUAUGCUGUUGCUCUAAAUAAUGUAUGUUUUCCCAUAUGGCCUGUUCUUGGAUGGUGAAGUGCUUUCAUUUGAUUUGCAUUAAUAUUGGACUCUCACUACAGGGUUUUUGCUUUUUUUUAAUUUGCAAAAUACUUGGAGUUUAUUGCUUUUUAAUUUUUCUUUUAAUCUUGGAUAGAAAUAUCCAGAAAA